Molecule: messenger RNA, 1437 nt
Organism: Musa acuminata subsp. malaccensis (wild Malaysian banana)
Lineage: Eukaryota; Viridiplantae; Streptophyta; Magnoliopsida; Zingiberales; Musaceae
Product: probable trehalose-phosphate phosphatase 6
Biological process (GO): trehalose biosynthetic process
Molecular function (GO): trehalose-phosphatase activity
Source: RefSeq, a predicted model, not a curated record
AGGAAGAGAAGAACGACUUAGAAUUAUAGGCCUUUUCCUCUUCCUCGCUUAUUCUCCUCGUGGUUGAGUUCCAGAAACUCCCUAAUUGCCUCCUGUACUACGUACAAACACCUGCUUUGGACACAGAGGAGAGAGAGAGAACCGAAGAGAUGAUGAGGAAGCAGAGUGUGAUAGUGCCGGAAGAGUUAGCAGUCACGACGGUGAUGGCAGUAGUGGCGGACCCAGCAGCACAUCGCUCCGCCUUGCUGCAGCCUCGCUCCUCCGCGCUCGGCGUUCGUUGCGCCAGGUACAAGAGGUUCCUGAGCCAGCUCGACAUGGGCAGCGGCGGCGGGGGUGGCGCGAGGAUCAGUGCGUGGGUCGACUCCAUGCGGGCAUCCUCUCCUACUCAUGUCAAGGCGGCCGCCAUGCUCUCGGCCUCCUUCGCCGCCUCCCACGACGAAGACUACAACAACAGGGUGAAACAGCAUCCUUCGGCGUUGAGCGUCUUCGAAGACAUCGUCGCAGCAUCGAAGGGGAAGCAGAUCGUGGUGUUCCUCGACUACGACGGGACACUGUCUCCGAUCGUGGACGACCCCGACCGUGCCUUCAUAUCCAACGCAAUGAAGGAGACGGUAAGGGACGUAGCAAGGCAUUUCCCAACUGCGAUUGUGAGUGGAAGACGCAGAGACAAGGUGUUCAGCUUCGUACGAUUAAGGGAGCUGUACUAUGCUGGAAGCCACGGCAUGGACAUCAAAGGCCCGACUAAGAGAACCAAACAUACAAAAGCCAAGACGAAAGCUGUUCUGUUUCAGCCAGCCACUGAGUUCCUCCCCAUGAUAGAUGAGGUCUACAAGGCAUUAAUGGAGAAAACAAAGCUCAUCCAGGGAUCCAGAGUAGAGAACAACAUAUUCACCUUAUCGGUUCACUUUCGAUGUGUCGAUGAAAAGAUAUGGAGCUCAUUAGCUGAGCUUGUAAGGUCAGUGCUCAAGGACUAUCCCAAGCUCCGCCUCACCAUGGGAAGGAAGGUGUUGGAGAUCCGGCCUAGUAUCAAGUGGGACAAGGGGAAGGCUCUCGAGUUCAUGUUGGAGUCUCUUGGAUUGGCAGACUCUGGCAAUGUGUUCCCUGUGUACAUAGGAGAUGAUCGCACCGAUGAAGAUGCCUUCAAGGUUUUGCAUGGUAGAAGGCAGGGUUUGGGAAUACUUGUAUCGGAGGUCAUCAGGGAAACAAGUGCACGUUGCUCUCUCAGGCAACCUGCGGAGGUUCAGAAAUUCUUGCGUCGACUCGUGGAGUGGAAGCGAAGCGCCUCCCUUCCUCGAAGAACUGAAGCAAGGAAGAAGUGAGAUGAGACUGAAGCCCUCUACCCCAUGAAAGCUUUGAGCGUAGUACUGCAUCAUCCUCUGAGAAUGAUGUCAAGAAGACAUCUAAAACUGGUCUUCUUGCGAAGGAUUGUAAUUACUG